Molecule: messenger RNA, 1182 nt
Organism: Paramecium pentaurelia
Lineage: Eukaryota; Ciliophora; Oligohymenophorea; Peniculida; Parameciidae
Source: the annotation of a GenBank genome assembly
AGAUGCAAAAACUAGCCAUCUUGGCAUUAGUAUUCGCAAUAACAGCUUCUAAGUUCGUUGACACUCAUACAUCUUUGGCUUAAAUAAAUGCUGACCCAUUCGGACAUGUGGUGUUAUCUGCAAUAAAGGCACAUCUUUAAGCCUAAACUCCAGCUAAUGAAGUUAACAUGUUGUUGAAUGCUGUAGGUGCUGGUAUUGUUUAAGACUAAAAUGAUCAUGAUCAUGCUUUCGAGUUAGAUACAACAACUAACAAUAGAGUAAGGGCUUGUAUAAUUUUCAGAUAGUUGAAGACUUAGAGAAGGAGAUUUUGUAUCACUAGAAUUAAAUAGCAGCUAAUACAUAAUUAAGAGAUGACACAAUUGAAGCUCUUGCUGUUUCUGAAGAAGACAUCAGAGUGACUAUUUAAGAUAUCGCAAAUAAUGAAGCUACCUAUGCUAGAGAAGAAGCAACAAGAAAUCAACAACAUGAAACCUUCGUUGCUAAAAUUGCAGCUAUUGAUGAUGUGAUUGAUGCCAUUGAUGAUGCAGCCAAACUCAUCUAACAUUUAAGUUUAGGUGCCUCAUUUGCUUAAAUUAAAACCAAAUUCGAUUCACUCCAUAAAAAGCUAUCUGACAACACAUCACAUUCUGCUCUCUUACAAGUUUUAUUUUAUAAUAAUAUUUAAGCCAGUCAUUACAGCUUUGACAGAGCUUGCUACUCAUGGAGUCAACUAAAAGGCUUUGACUAAAAUUGCCCAACUUUUGAGCGAAAUCAGAUAAUAAUUAGUCUAAGAAAAAGCUGCUAAGACAGUAUUAUUAAUUAUCAACAAUUUAGGAUGUUGAAGAAAGACAAGCUGCUCAUUGGGCUGAAUUUUCAGUUCAUUUGGCAAAUGAACAUACUAGAUUAGUUGAAAGAAAGGCAUAAUUAGAGGUGUAAAUUCAAGAACAAAAAGAUACUAUUGAAGAUGCUAUUUCAUGGAUAGAAUUCCACACCUUGGAAUUGGAAAAUAGUGAAGAGAGACUUGCUGGAUAAUAAGCAUGGUUUGCUGUAUAAUCCUAAAUAUAUGAAACUUAAACUAGUGAAAGGUAUUAAUAUAUUCUAUAAAAUAGAACUGCUUAAUAGGAAAUUGUUGACAGACUCUAAGAACAUAUUAGUGAAAAAUUAUCAACCACAGCUUAAUUUAUUGCAAGCAGAAACUGAUUU